AUAGAGGGAUGUCCUCCACUAUAUCAAGUUUAAACAGCCUGUUCUCCUUCACAAGUCCUGCUGUUAAACGUCUUCUAGGAUGGAAACAGGGUGACGAGGAGGAAAAAUGGGCAGAGAAGGCUGUUGACUCACUUGUGAAAAAACUUAAAAAGAAGAAAGGGGCUUUAGAAGAUCUCGAGAAAGCUUUAAGCUGUCCGGGACAGCAAAGCAAAUGUGUAACAAUUCCUAGGUCUCUGGAUGGUAGGUUGCAGGUAUCUCAUAGGAAAGGUUUGCCUCAUGUAAUCUACUGUCGUGUGUGGCGUUGGCCAGAUUUACAAAGUCACCAUGAGCUUAAAGCCCUUGAUUGUUGCGAGUUUCCAUUUAAUGCAAAACACAAAGAAGUGUGUAUAAAUCCGUACCACUACAAAAGAGUUGAAAGUCCAGUACUGCCCCCAGUUCUAGUCCCACGAUACAGCGAGUUUCCAGCAGGUCACAACCCAUCGAUGCCCCCAUUUCAAGCAGUACCAGAACCAUCAAUGCCACACAAUGUCACAUACCCAAACAACUUCCAUACUGGCCCAACAUCCCCAGCCAGUUCUGGACCUGGCAGCCCAUAUGGAGGUGUACCGGCAGAUACACCGCCUCCGGCUUACCAAGUUCACGAUGACAACAGCCCACCAAGCAGCCAGAGCCGGGGUCAACAGCCCAUGGAUACAAGCAUGCCCCCUCCACCAGUUCCCCCACCUACAGUCAAUAUACCAAUGAGUGAUAAAUAUCCAGCUCAUAUGCAACCAGUGACCUAUCAAGAGCCACAAUACUGGUGUUCUAUUGUAUACUACGAAUUAAACAACAGGGUAGGAGAGGCUUUCCAUGCCUCACAAACGAGUAUAGUUGUUGAUGGUUUCACAGACCCCUCCAAUAAUGCAGACAGGUUCUGUCUUGGUCUAUUGUCCAAUGUAAACAGAAACUCUACUAUAGAAAACACAAGAAGACAUAUAAGCAAAGGUGUUCAUCUAUAUUAUGUUGGUGGUGAAGUGUUUGCCGAAUGUCUCAGUGACAGCUCUAUAUUUGUACAGAGCAGGAACUGUAAUUAUCACCAUGGUUUUCAUCCCACCACAGUGUGUAAGAUUCCACCAGGCUGCAGUCUGAAGAUCUUUAAUAAUCAGGAAUUCGCGGCACUUCUCAGUCAAAGCGUGAAUCAUGGAUUUGAGGCUGUGUACGAACUUACAAAGAUGUGCACUAUUCGUAUGAGUUUCGUUAAAGGCUGGGGAGCAGAAUAUCAUCGCCAGGAUGUAACCAGCACACCAUGUUGGAUAGAGAUACAUCUGAAUGGUCCGUUACAGUGGUUAGAUAAAGUUCUCACUCAGAUGGGCUCACCCCAUAAUGCAAUAUCAUCUGUAUCAUGAUUCUUUCUAUUCACAUAAGUUAAACAUUCAGAUCAAACUAUGACAUACAAUCAAAACCAGGAUAUAGCUGCUAUAUGUAUGCUAAAAAAAAGAGAAAUAAUUCUGGAUGUACAGAUAAAAUGUUUUUAUCUUUUCUCCUUGAAAAUGAGUAUAUGAACAUUUUAUAUGUUGAACCUUUCAUUCAAGAGUUAUUUCAGAAAUCUGAAUGCAAAAAGAUCUGUUUUAAUUCAUUUUCAUCAGAUAUAUAUACAAGUGUCAUUAAUUUUAAGAGAAAAUAUGCCACCCAAAACAAAAUAUAGUGAAACAGGGUUUGGUUUUGAUGUAUACAAAGAGAAUUCUUUGUGUAUAUUCAAACCAGUGUUUGGUCUAUGACAAAGCUUUUUUUUUUAAAAAUGUUGUAAUGUUUACCUGUGAGGAAUGGGUGCUUUAUGUAUUACGAUUUCAAUAUUCAUAUUGUUAAAAAAAAAUCCAUGAUAUCAUUGUCUACAUUGUAUGUCCUACAUGGUUUUGUAUGUGUAUAUGUCCAUAGUCUGGAAAAAAAACUGUCAUUUUAUGCUUGCAGGGCCAAAACACCAUU
This is a messenger RNA of Ruditapes philippinarum (Manila clam), 1962 nucleotides long. Its product is annotated as mothers against decapentaplegic homolog 1-like. Lineage: Eukaryota; Metazoa; Mollusca; Bivalvia; Venerida; Veneridae. Gene Ontology annotation, biological process: transforming growth factor beta receptor signaling pathway; SMAD protein signal transduction; anatomical structure morphogenesis. The record is from RefSeq and is a predicted model, not a curated record. Gene Ontology annotation, molecular function: RNA polymerase II cis-regulatory region sequence-specific DNA binding; DNA-binding transcription factor activity, RNA polymerase II-specific; I-SMAD binding. Gene Ontology annotation, cellular component: heteromeric SMAD protein complex.